Messenger RNA from Ceutorhynchus assimilis (cabbage seed weevil), 3515 nucleotides. Lineage: Eukaryota; Metazoa; Arthropoda; Insecta; Coleoptera; Curculionidae. The record is from the annotation of a GenBank genome assembly.
UUCAGUUCAAAAUUUGGUUUUUCAUUGUCUUGUAUGUAAAGCUCAUUUUCCUUAGAGAGAGAUUCAAUGCUUGAACAUUUGAUAUAUAGCUCCUUUAUCUCUCUCUCUAGGAUUCUUAUCUGGGACUUGGCUACUUUCGAAGACAUUACAACUCAGGAGACAAAAUGUUUUAUUCAUAAGUCACAUAAAAAUUCAGGGACAAUUAUUGUUUAAAAAAAAAAUGUGAGUGCGAGAGAGAAAGACAGAUCUCUUAGAACCGCCUGGCCACAUUGUAAAUCGUCUGUUUUACUGUGUAUUCUUGAAGUUCUGGUUGAAAACAAUAUAACAUGACCGAAAAAUACUCACCAAUGAAAAGGCAACGUUCCUUUCAAAUUUCAAGUGUAAAAAUUCCUAAUAGAAAAUGGAUUCAACUAUUGACUGCAUUUUUUUUAUUGCAUUGGUUUAUAUAACUGUCUCUUUCCUCCAUUUUGCUUAAUCUUAGUUUUGAAAUCCGAUGUUGUCGAUUUUCAUAGCUUAUGACAAUGAAAGUACAUUAUAACAUAUCACAUUAGCAUUCCAUUUUUUUUAAUGUAGCAAUCCCCGAAUACCAUUUACCUACAUGAUUAUCGAUCUCUAUAAAAUAUUGAAAUUAUUAAUGAAACACAUUACUCGACGGAUAACAUCAAUAGAGAUGAAUUAAAACUGGUACCAUCCUCUCACAUGUUCUCGUCGAUAAUCGCGACGCAUCAUCGACAUAAGGUGGACGCCUCUGGUCCAAGCUUUAUUUUUAAACAUUUUGGAAGUUUGUUGAUGCAUUUUGUAUUCGUCGGUGUCGGCUGGCUCACUACCUCACUUAGUUCAGCUCGUCUGUCUUUAGACACAAGGUCUAAGCGGUUUCUCAUUCAGUGUCAUGUAUUUUUUUUUGUGCUAAUGUUUUUGUGAAUAAUUGAUUCUUGGAAAUCAGCAUUCAGCAACACCCACCAAUUUGAGAGAUAGAGUAAGCACUGAAACUAGUAACAGUUUUUUAAUUGAUUGUUGACUAUUACUUGUUAUUAAUUACAAAAAGGAUUUGAUUGUGAUAAAUCGUUGAUGGUAACCGGUCUGUGAUAAAGUUUGUGGUAAAGAUGAUGAAGAAGGAGAAACCGAUGAUGUCGGUGACGGCGAUCAUUCAGGGGGCGCAGCAACAGCAUUGGGGUCGUGGAUGGUGUGCAGGACCACACCAAAUGUCGCUAGGUUAUCCAUGUGCCAAUGGUUUAAGUCUCGAUCAAAAUCUCUCCAUGGGUCCAAUGGGACCUCAAUCCCCGCUGGACAUGAAACCUGAUGCAGCAACUUUGGGACAAUUCAGCCCCCAAGGACCGAACAGCCCCAAUUCAUAUGCAUUAGGUCAAGUGGGAUUACUUAGCCCUUCGCCUGGCGGGGGACAAAAAGGUGGACAAGGCAGUCCCUACCCACCCAACCAUCCGUUGAGCGGCUCCAAGCAUUUGUGCUCAAUUUGUGGAGAUAGGGCUAGCGGAAAACAUUAUGGAGUUUAUAGUUGUGAAGGUUGUAAAGGAUUUUUCAAAAGAACAGUCAGAAAAGACUUAUCGUAUGCUUGCAGAGAAGAGAAGAGUUGUAUAAUCGACAAACGACAAAGAAAUAGAUGUCAAUACUGUCGGUAUCAAAAAUGCUUGACAAUGGGAAUGAAACGAGAGGCCGUACAAGAAGAAAGGCAGCGAACAAAAGACAGAGAUACGUCGGAGGUGGAAUCCACUUCCAACAUGCAAGUGGACGUACCUUUAGAAAGAAUAGUUGAAGCUGAAAAACGAGUGGAAUGUAACGAAGUUUCUGCUUCAUUGGAGAACAUCAACAGUAACAUUCGACAGGCCUCAAACACUCACCUUCUGCAGCUGCUUGACUGGGCCAAGUACCUCCCUCAUUUUACCUCCUUGAAUUUGCAAGAUCAAAUAAAUUUGUUAAAGCACAGUUGGAACGAGUUGCACAUCAUGGCGCUAGCGCAUCGGUCGAUGACCAUCAGUACUGGCAUCCUUUUGGCUACUGGGCUGACAAUCAAUGAGUCAACAUCACAUGCCAUCGGCGUGGGGAAUAUUUAUAAUUGGAUUCACGACUUUACAAGUAAAUUGAAGGAAAUUCGAGUGGAUAAAACGGAGUUGGCUUGCCUAAGAGCAGUUAUACUUUUUAAUCCAGAAUUCCGAGGCCUCGUAUGCAGAGAUGACGUCAAUAUUAUAAGAGAAAAAAUCUACGACGUGAUGGAAGAAUACGUCCGCACCACUUACCCAAAUGAACCAGGUAGAUUUGCAAAAUUGCUAUUGCGACUUCCAGUUCUCCGAUCCAUAGGGCUCAAGUGUCAAGGUCACUUGUUUUUCUAUAGAUUAGUAAAUGGUGUAACUCUGGAUUCAUUCCUUGCUGAAAUGCUCGAAAACGCUAGAAAUUCUUAAAUAAAAUGUAGUUCAGUCCGUAAUAUUAUGCAGUUAAAAAUGUUACAAUGUUAAAAAUUAACUUAUGUUAUUAUUGCACAUAAACAUCAAACUUUUAGUGUGCAAUAAUAUGCCUAGCAAAAGAUUAAAAUGUAGAGAUUUUCUUCAAUAACUCUUAAACGAUGGAAGUAGUUUUGUGUAAUGAUAACAUAAAAAGCACAUAGGAUAGAACUGUUAAGUAUUUAAUUAGAGAUUUCUAGAGGGAAAGAAAGGCAUGAUUAAGUAUUGUUUUUGCAAAUUGUGUUGGUUUAAUACAAAAUCACUAACUAUCCACAAAAUAAUUUUUGUCCACAAAAUUAUGAACUAUGUAUACAUUUCCCUCGGUUACAAAUCUGUGAUUUAUAAUAAAUAAUUAAUCUGUUUUUAUAAUUAUUAAAUUUGGACAAGGUAUUACUAGCUAUUAUUAUUAUUUUUUUGUUAACUUUCCGUAACACAAUUUUUUACAACCAUAUUUUUAGUAGGUACCUGUUAAGUGACUUCAUUUUGGAAGCUUUAUUUAUACCAGCUUAAAAGACCUAUUCGGGUUUCCAAAAACAUAGUGUGGUUUUAGAUAGUAGAUUUGUUGAAGGGAGGUAAAUAAGCGAGCUAAUUAAGGUGAUGAAGUUGUUAGUGUUGGUUGUGUUUUAAGAAUUAUUAAUCAAAAUUUAUAAACCAUUUCAUAUUAAAUAAUAAUAUAUUUAUUCUUAUAUUAAGUAUUUAAAUUUUUACUUCUGAUAGCACCGUAAUUCUUUUUUUUUUUGGGCCCAAUAAUAAUUGAAACAAUCUAAUGUAAUUGUAAUUACAUAUUGGGACAUUUACCGAAAUAUGCAAUUAUUGCUAAACAAUUGGUAAAAUCUGGAAUAUUUAAAAUGGCCUUUUUUACAAAAUUAAUUUAAAAAAAUUAGGAUAUUUGUUUUGAGUUCGGGAGAGAUUUUUUUAAAUUUAAUUUUCAUGAUGUUAAAAAUUUUGACGAAUUUGAUUGUAAUAUUAACUUGGAAUUAUUUCUUGUGUAGUUUAUAAAUUAAAAUUUUAUCAUUCAUUAUGUGAAAUUAUAUUUUUAAUAAAUUCUAUUUUAUAUUGAAC